AUGGCUCUAUUUUUACUGAAACUGGAUAAAUCGUUAGCAACACUCAAGGACGUUUAUGGCAGGACCUCUCUUCACCUACUAGCAACCAUGCCCUCAGCUUUCAAAAGUGAAUAUCGAUGGGACACAUGGAUCCACAGUGUCUUGUAUUUCUGCCUUCCAUUCAGUGAUGAUGCAGAUUAUGAUGAAAAUGCUACUACGAUAAUUUUUAAAAGUUGGCUUAUAUUACUGAGAAAAACCUGUGCACUAGCAAUGAGAAACAAGUUGGAAGAAAAGAGAAAGCGUAAACUUGCUUUGAAACUAGUGGAGAAACUAAUAGAAAAAGAUUCUUCUUGGGACGAAACCAUUGCUAAGGAAGCGAUGAUUUUUAAAGACCAGCCUACAGAAGUUUUUUCCCAAGCCGAAGGAGAUUAUACGAAAAUCCCGUUAUUGCUGGCGACUGAAAGGGGAAUAGUAGAGAUUGUGAACAGGAUACUAGACGUAUAUCCCCAGAUAGUUGAGCAUGAAAAUGGUCUGAAUCAGAACAUAUUGCAUGUGGCAAUUAAGCACCGUCAAUGUGAGAUCUUUAAUCAUGUGAAAAAUAUGAAAAUACCAAUGACAAGGUUAGUCCGAAAGGUUGACAUAAAUGGCAACACCAUUUUACACCAUGCUGCAGACAUGGGGGAAGAGACUACAAAGAUUCACCCUGCAGGACCUGCAUACCUACUCCAAGAAGAGAUGAAGUGGUACAAACGUGUAAAGGAGAUAAUGCCCUCCCACUACGCCGAGUUUCGCAGUAAGGCUGGAAACACUUGCGAAGAACUAUUCGAAAUAAAGCACAAUAGACUUCUCGAGAGAGCACAGGGCUGGAUAAAAGAUACUUCUCAGUCUUGCUCUGCAGUGGCUGUUCUCGUUGCUACAAUGGUCUUCGCAGCUGCCUACACUCUGCCUGGAGGUUCCAAUGAAAAGGGGCAUCCAAUUUUCCUCAACAGCACUCUCUUCUUGGUUUUCACAAUCAUGGACGUUAUUGCUUUAGCCUGCUCCUUGACCUCCGUUGUAAUGUUCUUGUCCAUCCUCACAUCGCCUUAUACGUAUGAUGAAUUCCUCCACAAUCUCCCAAGAAAACUCACAAUAGGUUUCUCCUUCCUCUUCAUUUCGUUGGCUACAACAAUGAUUGCAUUUGUGGCAACAUUAUUGCUCAUAAUUCGUUCAGAAAAGCGACAUUGGACCACCACUCUCAUUUAUGCUGCUGCAUUUUUACCGGUCAGCGUAUUUGCACUCAUGAAUUUUCCUAUGUAUGCUGUGUUUGAGAAAAAUUUUGUCAGCAUGUAUGCACUCAUGAAUUUUCUUAUGCAUGCUGCAUUUAAGAAAACUUUGCUCAAGUUGUGUCGUAGAUUGUCUAAAAGUUGGUGUGUCACAAAGCCUUCACAGCCUAAGAAGCAAGCUGCCGGACAGCGACAGGGUUCCACUGCAGACCAAGCAGCUCCUAAAAACCAAUCGCAUACAGAGCAGCUUCAGAACGACAAUCAAUUGUCUAAGAAGAAUAUUAAUGAUAAUAAGCCUGAGCUCCCAGUCUGA
Messenger RNA from Mangifera indica (mango), 1554 nucleotides. RefSeq names its product ankyrin repeat-containing protein ITN1-like. The transcript has 4 exons. The coding region runs from base 1 to 1554 and encodes 517 amino acids. NCBI's taxonomy places the organism in Eukaryota, Viridiplantae, Streptophyta, Magnoliopsida, Sapindales, Anacardiaceae. The record is from RefSeq and is a predicted model, not a curated record.